UCCAAAAAUGAUCUCUCCAAGGUACAAAACUGUGAUUCAGGGUGAAGCUUCAGAGACUGAUUCAGAGGAAGAAAUCCAUACUUCUACCUUGCCCCAGGCUCCCUUCUGCAGCCUUUCUGGAUCCCAUGUGGUUGGAGAAGCCUCUGAAACAGAUGAGGAGGAAGAAGCCAGAAAUCCCGCUGGAUCAAAAGCAGAGGCUAAAUUGAUCAGCCCAGAUUUACCUCCCCUGAUUGUUUACAGGAGUGAGGACUUGGGCUCUCCCACGGCGGUAGAAGAGAAGCCCGCCCUUCAUAUCAAACACCGGGGCCGAUAUAGCACCCUGUUGCAGCAGAAGCUGGUUGAGAGUAAUGCCCGCUUGUACUACGACAUCAACAACACCAUCAAGCAGGUCUACCAAACGGCCGUCAAGGAAAUUGGAGCCAUUACCGGGCAGCUGAGCAAUUCCCAAAAUGGCAUCAUCAGCGCUUCACACAACAUCCGGAUCAUUCUGGAGGACCUGCAGGCCGUGGCAGACAAGAUAGACAUUAUUACCAGCUGCAGUUUGUUGCCUGAUAUCCAGAUCGAGGUGCCUCCAGCGCACACUUAACAGACGGAUGAACUGCUUCCUGCACGUGGCUGCUCAGGGACGUUAGGUUGGUUGGGACCCCGGUUGUAAAGCACAGCAGAAAACUGAAAUGGAGCCGGUUUUCCCUGGAGAAAUAUUUGCUGCCUAUUGGAUAUUUAAAUCCUCGACAGUCUGGCUGUAGCCCUUGCAACUAAGGCUGAACUGGACAAAAGAAAAUUGCUUUUGCUGUUUUUCGGGAAAGGGAUGAUCCCAUUUCAAGAGAGAGUGUCUUCUCCCUGUUAAUGUUUCCCACAAUAUUUUUAAAAAGGUAGACUUGGUUGCACCAAGUUUGGAGGCACUUAAGAGCCUGUAAACAUAGCAUCACUUUGGACUCAUGUGAGUUUGUCCAAAGAUGCUAAACUGCCUUCCUUGAGACACUUAGGUUAUUCAUUUGGAGGGAUGAAUGGUCGGAGUAGGCUUAAGAAAAAUAAAUUGUGCAGCUUCAAAUGA
This is a messenger RNA of Python bivittatus (Burmese python), 1054 nucleotides long. The record is from RefSeq and is a predicted model, not a curated record. Lineage: Eukaryota; Metazoa; Chordata; Lepidosauria; Squamata; Pythonidae.